GCGACUCAUGUGACCGGAAGUCUAAGGGUUAAACUGACUCACCGGGGGCUCAAACUGAUCGCGUCAGCCGAAGACAUCUGACUGAGACAGGAGCUAGUCUGGAUACAGAUAUGGUGUCGUGUACUUGUGGCAUAAAAGCGUUGGGAAUUUUCACCCAGAAUCGACAUCACUCCCUAAACCGCUUCCCAUCGUGCUGGCACCUUGACAUAUCUACUCGUACCUCACCGAUCUCUACCACAUUUACUAUGAAGUUCCCCGCCUCGCCUCUACUUGCAGGGCUUGCCAUCUCUCAGUUUUCUCAGCUUGCUUCUUCCGCUCCUGUCGCCGACUCGCGGGGUCGAUCCCAUGAGGAUACAUUUGCCCCAAACGACGAUGCUUUCUCGAAGCGUAGUGACAGCUAUAGCGGAUACGCUGCCGGUCAGCAGUCUGGUUUCACCCCCGGUGACUUCAGCAAUAUCGCUGGAUCGGCCCUUGGCCCGGGCGUCAUUUCAAACAUCCCACUCACCUCCUUAAACCCUGGUGGAAUUAUUUCAGGGACUGGUGCUCUGGCUAACUCCCUCCCGCUUGGGGGUGUUUCUGGCGUUCUCGCUAACCCACCAAAUGGAGUUCUGAAUGCGGGGAACAGCGCACUACAUAACCCACUCGUGACUUGGUUGCCUCUUGCCGGACAAGGAGUUUCUCCUCUUGGGUAUGGAGGGAUAAUCAAUUCUGAUCAACUUCCUGGCGGCGCCCAUGGUGUCGGGAUUCAGAAUCUGCCUAAUGCUGUUCCAACGAUUCCUGGAGUUGGUGGACUGAUUCAAGGAGGGGGGAGUAUUAUCGAACACGCCCUUGGGCAGUGUCCCGGGCAUGGUUCAAGGACAGAGCGCCAACUUACCAGGGUUGAGUAUUUAUGGCAGCUCAGAGGGGCCAACGUACCGAAUCCCUGGUUCAGCGGUACCUAAUGUCAUCUAUCCGUAUCAAAUUCAAUUCAAUUCUGAUGACGGAGACAAGGAGAGCGAGCCUGCGAAAACUCCUGCGGUCUCCCCGCCCGCGAAAGUUCCGUCCCUCUCGGGGAGUGUUCACGAUAACAA
This is a messenger RNA of Cantharellus anzutake, 1070 nucleotides long. RefSeq lists its product as uncharacterized. The record is from RefSeq and is a predicted model, not a curated record. Lineage: Eukaryota; Fungi; Basidiomycota; Agaricomycetes; Cantharellales; Hydnaceae. Bases 111 to 941 code for a protein of 276 amino acids. The transcript is spliced from 5 exons.